UUUUCUCCCGCUCUCGAGACUCGCACCUGGCAACCUUGACCCUCGCGCGCUGCCGGAACCGCAGCGCUCGGGGCGGCGCUACCGCGCAAGGGUGCGCCGUCGCCAUGGUAACCGCGAAAGCCCGGGGUCCGGGGAGCGGUGAGUCGGGGUCCGCGAGGAGGUCCACGGUAUUUUUGGAGUUAAUGGAGCCAGAAGGACCUCCAGAAUCAGAGAGUUCAGAAAAAUCAGUAUUUUUCUCACAGCAGGAAGAUGAUGAUGAUGAAGAAGAAGCGAAAGAACCAGAGGAAACAGUCACUCUUAAUCCUCUCUUACAACCUGCUCUCACAGGGGAUGUAGAAGGUUUGCAGAAGUUUUUUGAGGAUCCUGAGAACCCUCAUCAUGAACAGGCCAUGCAGCUACUCUUGGAAGAAGACAUCGUUGGGAGAAAUUUGUUGUAUGCUGCUUGUAUGGCUGGGCAAAGUGAUGUGAUUAGAGCUUUGGCAAAAUACGGUGUGAAUCUGAAUGAAAAAACCACUAGAGGUUACACACUCUUACACUGUGCUGCAGCCUGGGGUCGUUUGGAAACUUUGAAAGCACUAGUGGAGUUGGAUGUUGACAUAGAAGCUCUGAACUUCCGGGAAGAAAGAGCUCGAGAUGUUGCUGCUCGGUAUUCCCAGACAGAGUGUGUUGAAUUCCUGGACUGGGCAGAUGCAAGGCUGACUCUGAAAAAAUAUAUUGCAAAGGUCUCUGCAGCUGUUACAGACACAGAAAAGGGACCAGGGAAGCUCUUUAAGGAAGACAAGAAUACAGUCCUCACUGCAUGCUGUGUAAAAAAGGAGUGGUUGGAAACCCAUCUGGAAGCUUCCAUUAAUGAGAUUUUUGAACAGAAACAACAAUUGGAAGAUAUUGUGACUCCUAUCUUCACAAAAAUGGCAACACCACGUCAAGUGAAAAGUGCCAAAACUGUAGGCUAAGCCAUGGGUCAGAAAAGAAGUCAAGAUCAUACCUUCUACUGAAUAUAUAUUUUAUAAAAGAUCAUAAUUCCUUCUAGUAUUUAUAAAAGCAAACUUAAUAUGCCAACCGAAGUUAAGAAAAUCGAUAUGGGGUUUUAUAAAAAGGUUUAAGUAUGAAGUUAAAUCGCCCUUUUUAAAAUUUUACCCUAUUCAGCAUGCUUACCUCCAGAUGCCCUGGCCUUGCCUCUGCUCCAAGUGCAGGUCUGUGUGAGUGCCAUAUGCUCUUUCUGGAGAGCACUCGGGUGCGAGUCACUCACCAAGGCUCUCUGGAAGCUCUAACACCUAUAUAAGGAAGCUAACAAUUUUCUGUGUAACUGAGGCAGGACAUUUCCAUUCAACUGAGGAAUUCUAUAAAAAAAAAAAAAAGACAUAUUAGCUAGGAAAAAUUUGUUCUCCCUGUCUCAAAAGGAAAGCUAUAGAAUGCCAUUCUAGAGCAAGGAAAUAUUAGAAAUGGUUUGAAUCAGGGCCCUUAUCUUGUACAACUAUUACUUUUUACGUCCAAAUUUAAAUUUACCUGAGGGGCAUUUAGUUUUUUAGUGAAACCUCUUUUCUUUAUCUUUAACCUCCACCUCCUUGGUCUCUCUCCCUCUCUCUCUCUCUCUCUGUCUCUCCACACACACACACACACACACACACAGACACACACACACACAUUUAGAUUUCCCCUAUUCUGUAGGUUUGGCAAUAUAGAUAUUUUAGCGGAACUCCAUGGUAUCUUUCUGUUCUGUUUUAUACUUUUUAGGUGUUAAAUAUCACAGCUGGUUUCAUAUUAGUGAUUUGGAAUGUCUUUUUUUCCUAGUUUAUCUGAGAGCCCCCAAACCUCCCGUUACUCCAAUUUUGUAGAAAAAUUUUAUAGAAAGAACAUGUUUUUAAAAAUCCCCGCAUUUAUUUGUUGUUCUUAUGACUUUCUUUUUUGCCCUACCCUUAAAGCUAGUUUUUCAUUAUAGAGGGGAAGGAAAAGACGUAAGCAAUUCAGUAAUUCCUUGUCGGUUGACAUUUUCUCAACCAUGGUUUUGAGAUAACACUUUUAAAUUUGUGUCACAAAUUUUUAAAUUUGGAGUUAAUUUUUAUGCAUGAGCGAUUGAGUUUCAGUUGCCUUAAACAAAAGAACAGGGCGGUAACUGACACUCCUCCCUGGCAGACCCAGGGGAGUCCUACAAAGAAGGAGGUUGUCUGCGUUUGCUCCAUUCUGCUGUGCGCUGCAAAAAGUCCAUGACCUUUAAGCACUGCAGCAAUUUGGGACAAGGCUAGUUGCCAUUUUUAGUGUUUCUGCUCUAACUUUCUGUUUUCUGAGCCUUGAUCUUGAAUAUGACUUGACUUCCCAGGCAUGUUGUCCUGGUAAUUAGGGGAGGAUUCCCGAAUCUCACUUCAAAGAUUCCUAGAUAAGACCGAGACACUUUCUGAGAGACCUAGUGCAAAACAAACCUCUGUCUCCUUUAUUGAUCUUUCCAACCUUAUCUUCAAACUUCUUGAAGCUUUUAAUGUAUAUAGUCAUGUUGUCGUCUGAAAACUCCUUGAUUGGCGCCUUUAUGUCAUUAUGGUUCCUUUACUUUCUUAUUCUUUUUUAAAAAUUAUUUAUGAGAGAGAGAGAGAGGGAGAGAGAGAUCGCGUGCACAAGCAGAGGCAGGGAACAGGGGCAGAGGGAGAGGGAGGGCUUCUCACUGAGCAAGGAACCCGAUGUGGGGCUCAAUCCCAGGACCCUGGUAUCACAACCUGAGACAUAAGCAGAUGCUUAACUGACUGAGCCACCCAGGUGCCCCUGGUUCCUUUACUUUUUUAAACAAUCUCGUUUUCUAACUCCUUCACUAGUUUCUGUGGUCUGAAUGUCCUUGUGUCCCCAUUUCCCACACAUUCAUAUGUUAAGACCUAAUGCCCAACGUGAUAGUGUUAGGAGGUGGAGCCUUUGGGAGGUCUCUUCUUAUGAAAGAGACCUCCACACAGUUCACUUGCCCCUUGCACCAUUUGAGGUUAUGGUGAAAAGACAGCUGUCUAGAUGGGCUCUCACCAGACACUGAAUCUUCUGGCACCAUGAUCUUGGACAUCCCAGCGUCCAGAACUGUAAGAAAUACAUGCUUGUUGUUUAUAAAGUACCCAGUUAUAGUAGUCCGAACCAAGACACCAGCUCUUAUUCUUCAUCUUGCCUCCAGCAAUGGAAACUUAAAAAGUCAGAUCUAGCUUACAGUUUUAUAUAUCAGGUAUACCUCAAUAAAGCUGAAAAAAAAAAAAAAGCCAAUUAUGACCCUUGGCAAAUCAGUCUGUAAUUCUCCACCCCAUGGCCUUCUCUAUCACCAGUGUUAGGAAGAACUAAUCCCUCCUCCUUUCUGGCACCCACAGUGCUAAGAGCCACAUAUAUGUUCUAUUUAAUUGUUCACAUAUCUGUAUCCCCAUGUGAAUUGCGAGCUUUUUGAGAGUAGGGGCUCUGUCAUGCUUUUCUUCAUACCUUAAGAGCCUGUAAGAUAGUAAGUUAGUAAAUAACAGUUGAAUAAAUUCUCUUUUGGUGCUACCUUAUUCAUGGAGCUCACUAGUCUUCAUUCAUUUAUAGAACUUAUUCACUUUUUCUAAAAAUGACUCCUGAGCCCUUCUCUGCAUAUCUUGUUUGUGCCGGUGCCCCAUUUCAACUCCCACUUCUCCAGCAGACCAGCCGCAUGCACACACAGCAUCAUGAUUAUAUAUCUAGUUUCUUCUAUAACCUAUUUUCUGACCUUCACCUUGAAUUACCAAGGGAUCUCACUUCAAAGAUUCCAUUGGUGUGAGGAUCUGGGUUUUGAGAGAUACAGUACGUCUUGUGAUCUGUUGUUGCAUUGAAUUAUAUGUAUAUUCAUAGAAGAGUUAAAACACCCUUAUGCUUUGAGUUUGACCUGUUCUGAACAGCCACAGAGUAAUUACUGUUUUAGUUUGCACACUAGUAAAUUAAAUCACAUUAUUUGAGAAGUGGUCAAGCAAAGGCUAAAUUCAGUGCUGUGAUAAACUCUACAAUCCUGAGAUUUCUGUAUUUUGAUAGGAAAAAUGUGAAAAAAUGAAGGAGGUUGAAAUGAUGUCACUAAGAAAACAACUACUAUCUGCUAUCACUAUUAUUUAAUAAAAGACAAGACAUUUUAACAUCAGAAAAGAAGGGAAACUAUGAUUUCAUUUUAAGGCUCUGCCCUUUAAAUUGAGUAAAUUAAGCUUUAUUAUGAACUUUUAUAUUUUUCUCAUUUUGCCAUGUGUGAUGGAACUUUUGUCAUGAAUCACCACUGGUUUAUGGUCCAGCCUUUGAGAAUAACUGUCUAGACUGAAGCAGGCAGAAUGCUAUUUAGAUUAACAUGAUGCCCCAAGUUGUACAGUGCUGACAAUACACUCUGAUAUUUGAUCUAACAUCUGAUACAUUAUAUUCUCCAAGUUGGCCACAUCUCCUGUCCCACAUGUUCUUCUUACAAUGUGACUUCCUCACAGAGAGAGGUAGGUCUCUCUUCUCUCCUCUUGAAUCUGGGCUGGCCUGUGAUUAUAGUGGAAGUAAUAAUAUGUGAUUUCCAUAGAUCAUAAAAAAUGAUGCAGUCUCCAGCUAGUUCUUUUUUUUUUUUUUUUAAAGAUUUUAUUUAUUUAUUUGACAGAGAUAGAGACAGUCAGUGAGAGGGAACACAAGCAGGGGGAGUGGGAGAGGAAGAAGCAGGCUCCCAGCAGAGGAGCCUGACUUGGGGCUCGAUCCCGUAAUGCCGGGAUCACGCCCUGAGCCGAAGGCAGACACUUAACCGCUGUGCCACCCAGGCGCCCCUCCAGCUAGUUCUUUUGAGAUGCUCAGUCUUGGAAACAAGUCGUAUGGAGAGACCCAUAUGGACAGAAACUGAGGCCCCAACCCGAAGCUCUGUCUGAGCUCCAGCUAGCAGUCACCGCCAACCUGCCAGUCAUAUGAGUGAGCCAUCUUGGAAGUGGAUCCUCCAAUCAAGCCACCACAACCAGUGCUAUAUGGAGCAAAGGGAAGCCUUCUCUGUUGAGUCCUGCCAAAAUUGUAGAUUUCAGCUAAAUAAAUGAUUGUUGUUGUUUUAACCUA
Ailuropoda melanoleuca (giant panda) is the source of this 5019-nucleotide messenger RNA. RefSeq names its product ankyrin repeat domain 45 (gene ANKRD45). Lineage: Eukaryota; Metazoa; Chordata; Mammalia; Carnivora; Ursidae. The transcript has 6 exons. The record is from RefSeq and is a predicted model, not a curated record. Bases 105 to 953 code for a protein of 282 amino acids. Gene Ontology annotation, molecular function: protein binding.